CCUAGACAGGUCGAGGGAAAUUUAAGUCAAUAAAUAAAUAACUUUUAAAAAAGGCUGGGGGGAAAAUCCCUGGAAGGAAAAUUCCCCGGGAAAUUGCUAUUCGAUGGAGUGUGCAGCUGAGCUGGGCUUGUGGGAAGAAGAUCGAGCCGUCUGGAUUGAUUUUAACUGUUUGCUUAAUAACUCACCAGGUGAAGAAGAGAAACUUAUUUGAGCCCAUGGGCUCAAGUCAUUAGAUCUAUUUGGGGAGGAAAAUAGCUUUAUAUUUGAAUGAGAAGGUAACGGCAUCAGAUACCGGGCAGGAGUUAAAGUCGGGGGGCAAUGGCUCUGAUCAGCUUGUUGGAAUUGGCUGAUCUCUCCAUAGGGACGCCGGAGAUCGGGGUGGUCAAUUUUAAUGCCCUCCACACUUUGCUCCAUGCCAUCAUUAAACAACUCAACCUGCAGGAUGUCAAAGCCGAGAUGCAUGAGGAGAAACCCAAGCCCCCGGAACCUGUGCCUCUGCAGGAGAAAGAGGAGAAGGGCAAGCGCGAUGAGUCAGAAGACUUGCCCUAUGCUGACUUAGAGAAGAAGGUCAUUGGGGUAGCGGCUCAGGUGCAUGGCGUGGAGGCCAAGGUGGUUGGGAUGGCGGCUCAAGUGCAUGGAGUGGAGGCUCAGGUGCAUGGGGUGAAGUCUCAGGUCCAUGGAAUAGGGGAACAGGUUCAAGGUCUUGAGAAGCAAAUGGCUGCCCUAGAAAAAUUGCCUUCUGGAACAGACUUGCUGGAGAGGACCAAGAGUGGCUCUCCGAAUGGAUCUGCUGUGGCUGACAUGUGGCAAAUGAUGCAGAUGAAGAAAAAGAUAGAAGCUAAUGAGAAUGGCAUCUCCAAGGCCAUGGCUCUGUUCCAGGAUCUGCUGAAUGAGGUCAAUGGCGUGAAGACGGCUAAUUUCCAUAUGAACGAGGGCCUUGAAAACAUCAAGGAGAAACUUGACUUGAAUUUACAACUAGAUACCCAGGAAAUUGGCAAUCAACUGCAGACUUGCAUCGCUGAUCAGAAGAACUUGGAUAAUGAUGUGAGGAACCUAGAGCGAAGGCUAAACCUCUAUCCUUCCCCCGAAGAAAUGUAUAACAUGGUGCGCUGGGAAGUUCUGGAGGACUGUCUUGUGACAGGCAAAGGCAAGAGCCCACCCACUGAAGCCCAGUCUGUGGAGCCCAGCCUAAGCCAGCCCUCUCCAGCUUCAGUUAUGGACACCCAAGCCAGAAAACCCUCUGCAACCUGGGCAGGGGCUCCAGGGAGUCAGUCUGGCUCUCCCAGCAGCAGACCUGGUACUCCAGGGGUGCAGGCCGGGACCAGGGCAGGCAUGCCAGCGGUCCAGCCAGCAGCCCGGACAGGCACUCCAGGAACCAGGACAGGCACACCAGAAUCCCAAGCAAUCACUCCAGCAGCUCAGCCAGGGGCCCAGCCAGGCUCCCCCAGGGCCCAGCUAGGGGCCCAGCCAGGCUCCCCCAGGGCCCAGCCAGGGACCCAGCCAGGCUCCCCUGGGGCCCAGCCAGGAGUCCAGCCAGGGGCCCAGCCAGGCUCCCCCAGGACCCAGCCAGGCUCCCCCAGGACCCAGCCAGGGGCCCAGGCAGGCUUCCCCGGGGCCCAGCCAGGAGCCCAGGCAGGCUUCCCCGGGGCCCAGCCAGGGGCCCAGGCAGGCUUCCCCGGGGCCCAGCCAGGGGCCCAGGCAGGCUUCCCCGGGGCCCAGCCAGGGGCCCAGGCAGGCUUCCCAGGGGCCCAGGCAGGCUCUCCCGGGGCCCAGCCAGGAGCCCAACCAGGCUUCCCCGGGGCCCAGCCAGGCUCCCACGGGGUCCAGCCAGGGGCCCAGCCAGGCUUCCCCGGGGCCCAGCCAGGAGCCCAGGCAGGCUUCCCAGGAGCCCAGCCAGGCUUCCCCGGGGCCCAGCCAGGGGCCCAACCAGGCUUCCCCGGGGCCCAGCCAGGAGCCCAGCCAGGCUUCCCAGGGGCCCAGCCAGGCUUCCCCGGGGCCCAGCCAGGGGCCCAACCAGGCUUCCCCGGGGCCCAGCCAGGCUUCCCCGGGGUCCAGCCAGGGGCCCAGCCAGGCUUCCCCGGGGCCCAGCCAGGAGCCCAGCCAGGCUUCCCCGGGGCCCAGCCAGGAGCCCAGCCAGGCUUCCCAGGGGCCCAGCCAGGAGCCCAGCCAGGCUUCCCAGGGGCCCAGCCAGGCUUCCCAGGGGCCCAGCCAGGUUUCCCCGGGGCCCAGCCAGGCUUCCCCGGGGCCCAGCCAGGAGCCCAGCCAGGCUUCCUUGGGGCCCAGCCAGGCUUCCCAGGGGCACAGGCAGGCUCCGCCGGGGCACAGGCAGGUGCUCCAGGAUUCCAGCCGAGCUUCCCUGGCACCUGGCCCAGUUCCCCAGCAACCCAGGUGGGGCUUCCUGGAGUCUGGCCUGGAGCUCCAGGGACCCAGGCAGGCUACCUUGGGACCCCAGCAGACACUUCAGCAUUCCAGCCCACAUCACCUACAGCAGGUCCCCCGGCUCUAGCAGCCCAGCUCGCAAUUCCACCUGGACCUUACUCUGCCGUUACAUCCCCGGCGUCACCUUUACAAGAGAAGGACAAACGCCUACCCUCAUCCACGCCGCGAGAGUCCUCCGGGUCCAGCAGCGCCUCCAGCCGCUACUCGGAUACUGUGGAAGCGCUGCGCCAGAUCGGGCAGCUCACCGACCUCUACACCACCUUGCAGGAGCAGAUAAACCACCUGGAGCAAUUCAAGUGUAGCCACGCCGACCUCGACAAGCUGCGACAAUUCCUCUCGGAUGCAGUCCCUAAGAACCUCUCCAGCAUGCCUGCUGACCUCAUGGAGCAGCUGUCAUCCCUGAAGGCCACGGCAGAAGACAUGAAAGAUGUAAAGGCCAAGGACGAAGAGCUGCUGAGUCGCAUCCAAAACACCAUCCUCCAGGUGCAAGGAGACUGUGAGAAUCUCAAUGCCACCACAGGGAACCUCGUAGAAGACCAUCGGCAGAAGCAGAAAGAUAUCUCUCUUCUCUUCCAGUCACUGGAGAAGUUGGAAAAGGAGAAAGCAGACAAGGAGCAUCUGGAGACAGAAAUUGACGUGAAAGCAGACAAGAUCGCCCUGGCUGGCAAAGUCAGCCGCACACAGUUUGAUGCCACCACGGAGCAGCUGAAUAAGAUGAUGCAGGAUCUGGUGAACAAGAUGAGCGGGCAGGAGCAGGACUGGCACAAAGUGCUCGACAAAAUCUUGGUGGAGAUGGACUCCAAGCUGGACCGCCUGGAAUUAGAUCCCUUCAGACAGCAGCUGGAAGAGCGUUGGAAGGCCAUCCGGAAACAGCUGAAGGAGAGCUCUCCGCAGUACGAAGCGGACGAUGCUGCUGGAAUUAGGAAAAGACUGAUGGCUCAUUUCCACUGCAUUUCCUGCGACAGGCCUCUGGAAAUGGUGGUGCCUGGCCCGACCAUCAUGACCGUCCCCUCUGUGCCGGGGUUACCAUCCCACCGCUCCAUCCGGCCCUACACCGUUUACGAACUGGAGCAAGUCAGGCAGCACACCCGCAGUGACAAGAUGGCGGAGAUGGCGGAAUACGGUUACCUGUCCAUGCCUCGGCGCUGCGGCGGCAGCCACACCCUCACCUACCCCUACAGGCGCUACACACGGCUGCAGCAAAUCGCCCAAUGUAUGCCAGUGCAUCCCGAGGAGACUGCCAUGCUGACAGUGAUGAAGCAUGAAGAGGUGGAUAUCCUGGGCCUGGAUGGACACAUCUACAAAGGGCGGAUGGACACUCGGCUCCCAUCAAUUUCAGCCAAGGAUGGUCCUUUGAAGUCCAAACCCAAGCUCUCCCGGUCUUCAUCACAACGGCAGCCGACCCUGAUGGACACAGCUGGCCUCCCGGCACGCCCGCACAGCGCCAAACUGUCUUCCCCCAGCAAUUCAGGUACAGCUAGGUCGCUAAAGGACAGGCCCGUGUCAUCGGAGGGUCGACUGUCCCGAGUGGACCUGACCCAUCUAUCAACUUCAACACCUCCCCCUGAGGAGGGAAGAGAGGAUUCUCCCACGCAGGAGAAAGAAACCCUAGAGCUUCAGCUGGACCUUUCCAUGCGCCGGCGAUCGGCUGAGCAGCCGGCUCCGUUACAGUGACUGCGAUGGCAGGAAAGCAGCGCUCGCUGACGGAAGCCAGGCAAUAAAGAGUGAGCAGAACAGAGAGGAGGCUGUGUACAUGCAUCGCGGCGAUAGGAACAGGGAGCUUUUUGUGCGGUGCUUGCAGCAAACAGGACCCAGGGCGGUUCCACGCAGCAGCACUGGUAGAAGGCGGAGGUGGGCAGCACGGUCAGUCGUGAAAACAAUUCGUCCCUGGCCUUUGCAAAUCCUCCCCUCACUGCUGCUAGCUUUGCCCGAGUAGAUUUUGCAAAUACCAGAUCUUCUGCAUAAGCCAGUUUGACACCGGCUCAUUUCAACCCCGGGGAUCUUGCACUGUCCUUUGUCUCACAGAGCCCGACGCACCUCAUGUGCACAAAGGGGAGUCUUUGAAACCGGACUAUUGGUGACUUGUUUGAGUGAAAAGCACCAGAGCAGAAUGCAGCCCAAAGUUCUCCCCCACGUAGGGAGAUCAGAUGUCCAGAUUUUAUAGGGACAGUCCCGAUUUUUGGGUCUUUUUCUUAUAUAGGCUCCUAUUACCCCCAUCCCGUCCCAGUUUUUCACACUUGCUGUCUGGUCACCCUACCCCCACGGCCCACCCACUGUCCUCCUCGGUGGAGAGCUGUGGCUCACUAUGGGCCCUAAGUAGCUACUUGGAAUGCUGCAUGCUGGGAGCUGUAGUCUUCAUAGGCUGCACCUUAGUACCGAAGAGGAGGGUAGGCUACAGUCUGCUCUAUUCUGUGCACCUUGGCGGUGGCCCUUGGAAAGCACCCUAGCAAACGACUAGUGCUGCCCUCAUGUGAGCAAAGUCUGAGCUCCAUGACAAGUAAGGACUGGUCCCUCUAGAUGUCAAAUCAGGGUUUGUGAGGCAGGCAGGGAGGGGAUUGAGCACCAGGGUAGCUGCCUCCCCUCUCCCAACCCCUUCACACAGUGCUUGAUCCAGCAUGGGCUUCUUGCAGCUGUGCUCAGACUGGAGUUGGCAAGAGAGGCUUAAUCAGAGCGAUCGUUUCUAAGCAAGGGGCUACACACUUUUGGUGACUGCUGUCUUUCCUACAGCAGGGCAGUGCCCGUGCUCCGGGAGUCAUGAGAAAAGAAUCUGUUGUUCUGUCGUUUCCUCAUCCGGUGAACACACAGGCCUCUGAUCAGAACUGCUCUUUCCUCCGUGCAGGUCUUUGCUUCCCUGAACGCCUGGGCCUCAAAUUGGGGAUCAGGCAAAGGGCGCCGGCCCCAGCUAAUAUCAUCUAAACUUCCCAGCCCUUUGUUUUCUUUUGUCGGUGAGGAGAAAGGGCUUUGAGAGGGAGGGAGGUGAUAGUGCUGAGUGAUUUGCGGAGGACAGGUGGCCUGUAGAUAAGGCACAAGACUGAAUGUCAAAGCCAGGUUCGAUUCUUAGCUCUGCCACUGACUCACUGUGUGACCUUGGGUGGACUCCUCCGCUCCUGUAUGCCUUCAUUUCCACCAUCUGUAAAAGUCCCUGUUGUGAGGCCUUGCAUAAAGCACCUUGAGAUCCCUGGAUCUGUGGAGCUGUACAAACGCAAGGGAAUGCUAUGAAGGGUUACAAAUGAUUCCAAAGCUGGGGAGACAGAUGUCUAGCAAACCGACUGGAAAACCCCACCUAUAAUCCACCUGGCUUGCAUCUAAGUUCUUGCAUUAUUAUCCCCAUUCCUUGAUUCAGUCUCAUGCACUUUGUGCCUGCUGCAUUUAACCUAGCUGCAUGCUUUUCAUUUUCAUCCUCUCCAUGGCUCUGGUGCCGGUUUGAUCAUCAUUUGGAGCUAGCAUUGAGAGAGAGUGAGAGAGAAAGAGAGGACUGUUGUUCUUGCCUUAGAGUGCUGGAGAUGCUUUGGACGGCCCUAGCACAAGAAGACAAACCAAAGUCCAGACUGCAGGCGGCAGGUAGCAUUUCGUAGUCAAGGAAGGGCUGAGCAGUAAAGACGCUACGAUGCAGCUUGAUUUCAAUUCUCUGCUCACUCACACCUUUGUGUGUCCAGCAGGUUUCAGUAGGCUGUGUUGAGAGAACUAAGUGUCAGUGUAACCAAUACUAGACAGAUCACUUGGCACAAUUAUUGUGUAAGUCCUCCUAACUGGGUUAGUAAUUACAUAGGGUUUACUUGAUUAAUGCCCUGUAGCUACUUCCUUGCGUGCUCCCAACAUUGUUUUGUCAUUACACUUGGCCAAUGGCAUCUGUGACUUAA
Molecule: messenger RNA, 6299 nt
Organism: Malaclemys terrapin pileata
Lineage: Eukaryota; Metazoa; Chordata; Testudines; Emydidae
Gene: QRICH2
Product: glutamine rich 2
Exons: 16
Coding region: 319-4113 (1264 amino acids)
Source: RefSeq, a predicted model, not a curated record